AUGAAAGCCCAGCCAGACAGGUCAGACGAACUGGUAAAGCUCUUUGUGGAUCGCAUGGUCCAAACUAGAACAGCGUCCGUUGCCAUGGCAACCAAGGCUCCGCCGCCGGUUAUCAUAACAACCAAGAAACGCGCCGAUCUGAUUGGUGGUGCUCUGGAGGCGAAUGCACGUGUGUGCCUAGAAACAAGCGCCGGCAGGGAAAUACAGGAGAAGGGCUUCAUUACACUACAAGCUAUUCUGUGCGGUUUAAGGGGAGAGGAAUCGUGCGUGGUUGAACACAGGGCCGUUCUGGUGCAUGCGCUGCUGAGUGAGGAUGUUGCCUCGGCUGUACGGAGUGUGUAUAGCGAUACAGGUGUGUGGCAGUGGGUGCUGAUUACCAAUACAGAUGUGUGA
Molecule: messenger RNA, 393 nt
Organism: Sphaeroforma arctica JP610
Lineage: Eukaryota; Ichthyosporea; Ichthyophonida
Exons: 1
Coding region: 1-393 (130 amino acids)
Source: RefSeq, a predicted model, not a curated record